AUGACCGACUCAACAAUGACCGGCUUCGCCGCCGCCACAGACGAGCCCUUCACCCUCGAGGAGCGCAUCAAGCAGCUCUGCGACAUCGACGCCAACACAGUCCAGCUCAUGCGCCACACCUCGUCCGCAAUGUCCGCCCUAGGCGCCCAGCAGGGCCCGGACGUGACCCCCGAGCAGCAGAAGCAGACCUUCCAGUCCUCCAUGGACGCCCUCCUCUCCACCCUGCACGCCGUCGACGUCCACAUGAAGCGCCAGAUCAUGGGCCUCGAGGAGGCCGGCAUCGUCAAGCUCCGGAGCGGCGGCGGCGGCGGCGCCGGGGACGGCGGGUCCGGCGGCGGCGGCGACAAGACCGCGGGGGGCCGCCAGGUCGUCAUGAACGAGGACGCAAAGGUCGUCGCCAGGGCCUCCCUCGAGCCCAACGGCGUCGGCACCAUCGGCAACCUCGACGUCGGCUGGCUCAACAGCCGCAACAACAAGGUCGAGCGCGACAUGGAGGCCGAGCUGUGGGCCAAGAUGCGGGACUUCCUCGAGAGGUAUCACGCGCAGGAGCUAGGGGCCGACGGAGAGGGUGGUGGGAUGCAGCAGUGA
Colletotrichum graminicola M1.001 is the source of this 588-nucleotide messenger RNA. Its product is annotated as mediator complex protein. The transcript has a single exon. The record is from RefSeq and is a predicted model, not a curated record. NCBI's taxonomy places the organism in Eukaryota, Fungi, Ascomycota, Sordariomycetes, Glomerellales, Glomerellaceae. Gene Ontology annotation, molecular function: transcription coregulator activity. Gene Ontology annotation, biological process: regulation of transcription by RNA polymerase II. The coding region runs from base 1 to 588 and encodes 195 amino acids. Gene Ontology annotation, cellular component: mediator complex.